This is a messenger RNA of Psammomys obesus (fat sand rat), 1910 nucleotides long. Its product is annotated as histo-blood group ABO system transferase 1. Bases 405 to 1388 code for a protein of 327 amino acids. Gene Ontology annotation, biological process: carbohydrate metabolic process. Gene Ontology annotation, cellular component: membrane; vesicle; Golgi apparatus. The transcript is spliced from 8 exons. The record is from RefSeq and is a predicted model, not a curated record. Lineage: Eukaryota; Metazoa; Chordata; Mammalia; Rodentia; Muridae. Gene Ontology annotation, molecular function: glycoprotein-fucosylgalactoside alpha-N-acetylgalactosaminyltransferase activity.
GACUGUGUAUUGUCUCUCCUGAGGGUGAGUCCUGCUUUGUGCCUGAGGUCUGAGUUGUGACUAACAACUAGCUGCACAGAAACAGAACCAUCCUGGGCCCUGCCAUGGACCUCAGAGGGUGAAUCCUUUUUUAUUCCAGGAGUAAGUCAUUUAUCAUUCUGUGCUGGAUGAACCCAGAUGAUGGAGCCUCUUAGGGCAAAGCAUAGGGUGAAGAAAACAGACUUCUACCAUGUGGAAUCACUCAGAGCAGGGCACUCCAGCACUCCAGCACUCAGUGUUGGUGUUCAUUCAGCCAUGCUGUGUUUAGGCUCACUGACCUCUCAGUGUGAAGAGUGAAGUUUGUUGAACACUGAUGGUAUCAGGAAGCCAGGUUCCGGGAAGUGUGCCUGUCACAGUGAGCAGGAAUGGGAGGAAGACCAAAUUGCUACUCGACUCACCUUGGAAUCCUUCCCCUCCUAGUGCUUGUCUUAGUCUUCUUUAGCGUGGCUGUCAGAGAGCUGGAUGUCCGGGAAAUUGUAACCCUGUCAAGGAUGACCUAUCCCCAGACAAGGGCGCUAUCACCCAGUAGGAAAGACGUUCUCGUCUUGACUCCUUGGCUGGCUCCCAUCAUCUGGGAGGGAACCUUCAAUAUCGACAUACUGAAUGAGCAGUUCAGGCUUCAGAAUACCACGAUUGGACUGACUGUGUUUGCCAUCAAAAAGUAUGUGGUAUUCCUGAAGCUGUUUCUGGAGACGGCAGAGCAGCACUUCAUGGUGGGACACAAGGUCACCUACUAUGUCUUCACUGACCGGCCAGGUGAUGUUCCACAGGUGCACCUGGGGACAGGACGGCGUCUGGUUGUGCUAACUGUGCGCAAUUACAGCCGCUGGCAGGACGUGUCCAUGCAUCGGAUGGAGAUGAUCAGCCACUUCUCAGAGCAGCGCUUUCUGCAUGAGGUGGAUUACCUGGUCUGUGCAGAUGUGGACAUGAAGUUCCGUGACCACGUGGGCGUGGAGAUUCUCUCAGCGCUCUUUGGCACCCUGCAUCCUGGCUUCUACAAUAGCAACAGGGGGGCUUUUACCUAUGAGCGCCGGCCAAAGUCCCAGGCUUACAUCCCCUGGGAUGAGGGAGACUUUUACUACAUGGGGGCCUUCUUUGGGGGGUCAGUGGUAGAGGUGCACCAUCUCACCAAGGCCUGCCAUGAGGCUAUGGUGGAGGACAAGGCCAAUGGCAUUGAGGCUGUGUGGCAUGACGAGAGCCAUUUGAACAAGUACCUGCUCUACCAUAAGCCUACAAAAGUGCUGUCCCCAGAGUACAUGUGGGACCAGCAGCUGAUGGGCUGGCCAUCCAUCAUGAAGAAGCUGAGAUAUGUAGCUGUGCCCAAGAACCAUCAGGCAAUCAGGAACUGAUAGCUGCGUUCCCACUGGAGAGGCCAGGCCUAUAGCCAGGGCACAUGAGGCUGGGUUGGAACUGGAAGGAUUUGAGAGACAUUGCUAAGUGUCACCCUCCACCCCACCCCAGAGUCCAGCAGGCCCAGCACCACUUGGCUAGCCACACACUUGGGUCCGUCCCUGGAGUAUCAACCACCUUCAGCUCCCCCUGUGUGCCUAAGCUCCUUGUAUUCAGUGAUAUGGUAGACACAGACUUCAGAACGUGGGCAAAACUCUGUCACACAGUUACCUGAGGGCCUGUGCAUCCUCACUCAGGCUUGUCCCUUCCUCUGCUGGGAGCUUCGACAGAGGGCCAGGGCCCUCAGGUAGGCAGGAGGGCAGGGAUAUUCAGCCUGUGGGCUAAAGAGGUGCCUAGCUCCUGUUCAGCCCACUCAGGGCAGGUCAGUUCCCUGUGCCCAUCGACGCUGCUCAUUUUUUGUUUAUUUGGGAAUAGCUAGUGAUCCAUUCCUGACAAUAAAUGUAUUUCUAGGUGGCAUGGAA